AUGAAGAACCUGCUAAUUAUAUUUGUCCUGACCUUUUGGACUGAAACAUUGACAUAUCAGAGCCCAGACCCAGGACCUCAGUAUGCAGACGUGGUGUUUCUGGUGGACAGCUCUGAUCACCUGGGAAUUAAGUCCUUCCCUCUGGUGAAAACAUUCAUCAACAAAGUGAUCAACAGUCUCCCCAUAGAGGCCAGCAAAUACCGCGUGGCCCUGGCCCAGUACAGCGACAAGCUCCACAGCGAAUUCCAGCUGAACACCUUCAAGAGCAAGAAUCCCAUGUUAAACCACCUCAAGAAGAACUUUGUGUUCAUGGGCGGCGCCCUGCGGAUCGGAAACGCUCUCCGGGAGGCUCACAGGACCUAUUUCUCUGGACCUGCAAACGGCAGAGACAAGAAGCUGUUUCCCCCGAUUCUGGUGGUCCUGGCUUCGGCCGAGUCCGAGGAUGACGUGGAAGAGGCUUCCAAGGCUCUCCGGGAGGACGGGGUGAGGAUCAUCUCGGUGGGGCUGCAGAAAGCGUCUGAGGAGAACCUGAAGGCCAUGGCCACGGCUCAGUUUCAUGUGAACCUUCGGACUGUCAGAGACCUCAGCACGUUCUCCCAGAACAUGACGCAGAUCAUCAAGGAUGCGGUUCAGUACAGGGAGGAAGCAGCUGACCCUGAUAGCAAAGUGUCCUUCCCCAUGACCUGUCAGAAAGAUUCACUGGCUGACCUCGUGUUCCUGGUGGAUGAGUCUGUUGGGACUACACAAAAUCUAAGGAGCCUGCAGAACUUCCUGAAGAACAUUACCAUGUCCCUGGAUGUGAAGGACAACUGCAUGCGGCUUGGACUUAUGAGUUACAGCAGUCAGGCUGAGGCUAUUUCUCUUCUGAAGGCAAGCACAAAUAAAUCUGCAUUUGAGGAGCAAAUAGAGAAGCUUUCUCUCCGGACUGGAAAAUCCAAUGCUGGGGCUGCCAUUGAAAAGUUGAGGAGAGAAGGCUUCUUAGGGUCCAGUGGCAGCAGAAGGGCCCAGGGCGUGCCUCAGAUCGCUGCCCUGGUCACUCACAGAGUCUCGGACGACGAGGUACGUGAGGCCGCGAUGAAGCUUCGUCUGGAAGAUGUAACUGUGUUUGCCAUGGGCAUCGAAGGGGCUAACAAUACCCAGUUAGAAGAAAUAGUAUCUUACCCUCAGAGACAGACAACGUCCAUGCUGAAGUCCUAUGCAGAUUUGGAAACUUACAGCACGAACUUCCUGAAAAAGGUCCAGAAUGAAAUAUGGUCCCAAAUUUCCACUCGAUCUGAACAAAUGGAUCUUGACAAAACUGGCUGUGUGGAUACAAAAGAGGCGGAUUUCUAUUUUCUCAUCGAUGGCUCAACCAGCAUCGGGGGAAAAGACUUUGAACAAAUCAAGGAAUUUAUGUUGGGGGUGAUCGACAUGUUUAGCAUUGGCCCAGACAAAGUCCGAGUUGGGACUGUGCAGUUUUCGGAUGAGAAGAGAAUGGAAUUUGAUAUCCAUAUUUACACGAAUGACGUGGACUUAAGACAAGCUGUUUUAAAUAUCCAGCAACUCGGUGGAAGAACUACCACUGGGGCAGCCCUGGAUUUCACGCUGCCAAUAAUAAGGGAGGGAAGGAAGCACAGGUCCAGCGAGGUUCCCUGCCACCUCAUUGUGCUGACAGAUGGGAGGUCUUAUGAUGAUGUCCUGGAACCUGCUGACAGAAUCAGGGCUGAGCAAAUCACCAUUCAUGCUGUUGGUAUUGGGGAUGUGAACAAAACACAACUGCUACAAAUUGCUGGGAAAGAAGAAAGGGUUAGCUUUGGGCAGAACUUUGAUUCUUUAAAAAGCAUCAAAAAUGAAGUUGUCCGCAGCAUCUGCAUGGAAAAAGGAUGUGAAAACAUGAAGGCUGACAUCAUGUUUCUGGUGGACAGCUCUGGCAGCAUAGGACCUGAAAAUUUUGAGAAAAUGAAAACCUUCAUGAAGACCGUGUCCUCUAAGAUUCAAAUUGGUCCAGACAAAACUCAAGUUGGCGUCGUUCAAUUCAGUGGUUAUAAUAAGGAAGAGUUCCAGCUUAAUAAAUACUUUACCCAAAAAGAAAUUUCUGAUGCAAUAGACAGAAUGACUCACAUUAACCAAAACACUUUGACCGGAAGUGCACUAACCUUUGUAGCUGAAUAUUUCACCCAUCCCAAGGGAGCCCGACUUGGAGUAAAAAAGUUUCUCAUUCUGAUCACGGACGGAGAAGCACAGGAUGAUGUGAGAGAACCUGCUAGAGCUCUUCGGGGCAAGGAUGUGAUCAUCAUCUCUGUGGGCGUGUAUGGUGCCAAUAGGACUCAGCUAGAGGAGAUCAGUGGGGAUGGCAGCCUGGUCUUCCAUGUCGAGAAGUUUGAUUAUCUAAAGGCAAUAGAAAGUAAACUCCUCUCCCAUGUGUGUGCCCUUUAUGAUUGUAAAAGCAUCAGCCGGUUGGACGUUGUGUUCGUGCUGGAUCACUCAGGCAGCAUAGAGGAACCCCACCAAGAAAGCAUGAUUAACCUGACUGUCCAUUUGGUGAAUAAAGCGGAUGUUGGCCGGGACCGAGUUCAGUUUGGAGCUGUCAUGUACUCUGACAAUCCUGAGAUUCUUUUCUACCUCAAUACAUAUUCAAACCGAUCAGGAAUCGUUGAGAAUCUGAGGAGGCGCAGGAGCACCGGUGGGGGUACCUACACUGCCAAGGCUCUCAGUCACACAGACAUCCUGUUCACGGAGGAACACGGCAGCCGCAUCAAGCAAAAUGUGAAGCAGAUGCUGGUCAUCGUCACCGAUGGGGUAUCCAAUGACCGAUACAUGCUCAAUGACACAGCAUCAAAAUUAAGAGACAAAGGCAUCAUCAUCUACGCAGUGGGUGUAGAUCAGGCCAACCAAGAUGAACUUGAGAUUAUAGCAGGGGAUAAAAACAAUACUAUCCAUGUACGUGAUUUUGACAAACUUAAAGAUAUUUCCUUGCCUCUACAAGAAGUCAUGUGUACCAAUGCACAAGAGCCCUGUAAAACUCGAGAAGCCGAUGUGAUUUUCCUCUGUGAUGGCUCUGACAUGGUAUCUGACUCAGAGUUUGUUACCCUGACAACUUUCUUGUCAGACUUAAUUGAUAAUUUUGACAUUCAGUCGCAAGCAAUCAAAAUUGGGAUGGCUCAAUUUGGGAGCCGCUACCAAGAAAUUAUCGAGUUGGACAACUCUCUGACUAAACCCCAGUGGAAGACUCAAAUUCAAACUAUCACCAAGAGCAAUGGGCGUCCGCAAAUCAACUUGGCCCUUAACAAAGUGAGCUUUAUGUUUUAUCCAUCUGUUGGUGGGAGAAGAAAUGCUGGUGUCCCUCAAACUUUGGUUGUGAUCACAUCUGGGGAUCCCCAAGAUAAUGUGGCAGAUGCAGUAAAAGUUCUGAAAGAUCUUGGCAUCUGUGUCCUGGUUUUGGGCAUAGGACAUGUUCAUAAAGCACAGCUUCUACCGAUAACAGGCAAUUCUGAAAAAAUAAUCACCUUUCAAGACUUUAAUAAAUUAAAGAAUGUGGAGGUGAAAAAAAGGAUUGUCCGGGAAAUCUGCAAGAGCUGUGGGAAAACCAAUUGCGUUGUGGACAUAGUGGUUGGGUUUGACAUGUCCACUCACCUGCCUGGGCAUCCAUUGUUCCUUGGCCACCCCCGGCUGGAAUCAUACCUCCCAGGCAUCUUAGGAGACAUCACUUCCAUCAGGGGGGUGAGCUGUGGGGCAGGCGCAAAGACACACGUGAAUGUGGCCUUUAAGGUGAACAAUGAUCAAGCAUUCCCUGCCAAGUUCCAAAUCUACCAGGAACCAAUAUUUGAAAACCUGCUGCAAGUCACCGUCAAUGGGCCAACUCAUCUGAAUGCACAGUUCUUGCAGAGGCUGUGGGACACGUUUGAGGAUAAAUCUGCAUCCCGCGGACAGGUGCUACUCAUCUUUUCAGAUGGUCUUGGGAGUGAAAGCAUCACUAUGCUUGAAAACCAAUCAGACAGUCUUAGAGAAGCAGGUCUUGAUGCUUUGCUGGUAGUGUCCCUGAACACAACUGCUCAUGACGAUUUCUCCAGCUUUGAAUUUGGAAAAGGAUUUGAUUACAGGACUCACCUGACCAUUGGAAAUAGAGACCUUGGCAAAAUGCUAUCACAGUAUCUGGGAAACAUUGCAGAGAGGACGUGCUGCUGUACACUUUGCAAGUGUCCAGGGACUCCAGGACCUCAUGGGACCCGAGGACUGCAAGGCUUGAAGGGUUCUCUAGGUCUAAAAGGCACCAGAGGACACAGGGGAGAGGAUGGAGACCAUGGAAUGCGAGGAGAAACUGGACCCGCAGGAGAUAAAGGGAUCGCAGGAUGUCCAGGGCAGUGGGGUCAAAAGGGAGUCAGAGGAUUGCCUGGAUCUAAGGGAGAACUGGGAGAAGAUGGAAUCGAUGGUCUCGAUGGGGAGGAGGGCUCUCAUGGAUUUCCUGGAAAAAAGGGAGAAAAAGGUGACCCAGGAUCUCAGGGCAGCCCAGGUGCCAGAGGCCCCCCUGGAGAGUAUGGGGAGAAGGGCUUCCCAGGGGAUCCUGGUAAUCCAGGACAAAACAGUAACAUCAAAGGACAGAAGGGCUCUGAAGGACAACAAGGAAGACAAGGUAGAACCGGACAGAAAGGGACACAAGGCAGGCCUAAUUCCAGUGGAGACGUGGGAAGAGAAGGCCACAGGGGGCCCCAGGGGGUCCCGGGGGAGCCGGGAGAUCCUGGACCUGCAGGCGCUCUGGGAGCUGAAGGAUUACAAGGCUCACAGGGGUCCACUGGGAUUCCUGGCAGCAAAGGAGAGAAGGGGAGCCAGGGGCAUAAAGGACCUCAGGGUUCUCCUGGACCAGCGGGAGCUGAAGGGAGUGCUGGAAGACCUGGACCUUCGGGGAAAAAAGGAGAACCUGGAAUUCCUGGAGAUCCUGGGCCAGUGGGGCAACCUGGACAGCAAGGAAAACAGGGAGAUUAUGGCAUCCCAGGCUAUGGUCAUAUAGGACGAAAAGGAAUACAGGGCGCAAGAGGAUUCCCUGGAGAUAUGGGGCAAAAGGGUGAAAUUGGCAAUCCUGGAAUUCCUGGGGAGCCUGGACCCAAAGGAUUUAGGGGACUAAGACUCACUGCAGGUUUGAAAGGUGUAAAGGGAUCUCAAGGAACCCACGGCCCCCCUGGACGGAGAGGCCCUAAAGGCACAGCGGGGAUGCCUGUAUAUUCUCAAUGUGAUCUGAUCCGGUUUGUGCGGGAACACAGUCCUUGUUGGAGAGAAAAGUGUCCAGUAUAUCCAACAGAGCUGGUAUUUGCCCUGGACCAGUCCCAUGGUAUCACAGAACAGAGAUUUAAUGAAAUGAGAGAUAUGAUCAUUUCUAUUGUCAAUGACCUUAACAUCAGGGAAAAUAAUUGCCCUGUGGGAGCGAGAGUUGUUGUGGUUGCCUAUGACUCAGGCACCAGCUAUCUCAUCCGUUGGUCCGACUACCAUACCAAGAAACAACUCCUCCAGCUUCUUUCCCAAAUAAAAUAUCAAGUCCCCACGGAAGCCCGAGACAUCGGUAAUGCGAUGAGGUUUGUGGCCCGGAACGUGCUCAAGCGGACGUAUGCGGGAGCCAACGUGAGGAGGGUUGCUGUGUUUUUUAGCAAUGGACAAGCAUCCAGCAAGUCAUCCAUCAUCACAGCCACCAUGGAGCUUAGCGCCCUGGAUAUCAGUCCAGCAGUCUUUGCUUUUAAUGACAGGGCUUUCCUGGAUGAGGCUUUUGGGUUUGACAACACUGGAACAUUCCAGGUGAUUCCAGCUCCUUCACAUGGGGACCAUGAACCAUUAGAAAGACUUCAGCGUUGUACCCUUUGCUAUGAUAAAUGUUUUCCAAAUGCUUGCACCAAAGAGAUUCUGUUGCCUGAAAAUUCUCACAUGGAUGUAGCCGUCCUCUUAGACAAUUCUCAGAAUAUAGCAAGUGGUGAGUUUAAGGUUAUGAAAGACUUGGUGAGCUCAAUGCUCGACAACUUCGACAUUGCUUCAGACCCUUUAAUCUCAGGCUCUGGCGAUAGGAUUGCCCUGUUGAGCUAUUCGCCUUGGGACAGUUCUAGGAGAAAGAAGGGUGCAGUCAAAACAGAGUUCGAAUUUACAACUUAUAACAGCCAAGUCCUAAUGAAGAACCACAUCCAGAAUUCCCUCCAGCAGCUCAAUGGAGAAGCUACCAUUGGCCAUGCCCUGCUGUGGACCAUGGAGAAUCUCUUCCCAGAAGCACCCAACCUGAGAAAACAUAAGGUCAUCUUUGUGGUCUCAGCUGGGGAAAAUCACGAGAGAAAGGAAUUGUUAAAGAAGAUGGCUCUGAGAGCCAAGUGUCGAGGCUAUGCCAUAUUUGUGAUUUCCUUGGGCUCUCCACACGAGGACCACAUGGAAGAGUUAGCCAGCUACCCACUUGAUCACCAUCUGAUACAGCUUGGGAGGAUUCACCCACCAGAUCUGGAUUAUAUUGUGAAGUUUUUAAAGCCAUUUGUGUACUCCGUCCGACGAGGAUUCAAUCAGUACCCGCCGCCAGCGCUUGAGAAUGCCUGUAGACUCAUCAAUUCACAAGCAGAGGAUAAUCAAAACAGCGGUCUCUUAUUUACUGCUGAGCCACAUGAGAUUCCUUCAGGAGAGAAUAGCUUCAUCAACCAGGAAUUAAAUGCUGGGAGAGACACAUCUUUUAUGUUGGAUGACCGUUUGGUUCACAUUCUAAGCCAAAUGUUUAUGCCACCAACAUUAAUGACUGAGUAUGAAGAUCAGGAUUCUGAAGAAAUUGCAGGUCUCACUUCUGGACAUGAAAACCAUGGCAGAAAGGAAGAACCAAGUCUUUAUGACAAACCUGGAGAUGCCUCCCUUCAAGAAUAUUACAUGGAUGUUGCUUUCCUCAUCGAUGCUUCCCAAAGAGUCGGAAAAGAUGAGUUUAAGGAAGUGAAAGCUUUCAUAACCUCAGUGCUUGAUUACUUUCACAUUGCCCCAGAUCCACUGACUUCCACCUUAGGGGACAGAGUGGCAGUCCUGAGCUACUCUCCGCCAGGCUAUAUGCCCAACACGGAAGAAUGCCCUGUCUAUCUGGAAUUUGAUCUGGUUACUUACAGUAGUAUCUACCAAAUGAAACAUCAUCUCCAAGACUCUCUUCAACAGCUCAAUGGAAAUGUUUUUAUUGGCCACGCCCUGCAGUGGACAAUUGACAACGUCUUUGCGGGAACCCCCAACCUGAGGAAAAACAAAGUUAUCUUUGUUAUAUCUGCUGGAGAAACCAACCCCUUAGAUAAGGAAGUCUUAAGAAAUGUAUCUCUGAGAGCCAAGUGUCAGGGCUACUCCAUAUUUGUGUUUUCAUUUGGUCCAAUGCACAAUGACAAGGAAUUAGAAGAAUUAGCCAGCCACCCACUGGAUCAUCACUUAGUCCAGCUUGGCCGAACCCACAAGGCAGAUUUGAACUAUAUCACCAAGUUUGUCAAGCCAUUUGUCUAUUCAAUCAGACGUGCCAUCAACAGCUAUCCUCCUGCAGACCUGAGACCCAAGUGUGCUAACAUUACCUCUCCCAACCCGGAGAACGUGGGCAUUGAAAACACUCUACACUUUAUUCCUGAGGUGUAUGAAAUAAAGACAGAGAACAGUGAGCCGGUCGGUGAAUUUGGUUCCCAGGAGCAGCAUGUCUUUGUAUUAGGGAGCAGUGAUGAGAAUGGUUCUGGGACCACUACUGAUCUGAUCCAGAAGUUAUACGCGCUCUUUUCAGCUGGGGAACUGAUGAUGAAAGACAAGGAAGAGGCACAUUCAGAAGAAAUUACAGCUCCGGCAAAUGAUAAACAACGAGAUAAAAAAGAUGGUGAGGACACACGAUGAUCAUAGCAGAAAGGAAGUUAGCUCCAUUGGCAUGUGUAACUCCCUGUGAC
Molecule: messenger RNA, 7877 nt
Organism: Eptesicus fuscus (big brown bat)
Lineage: Eukaryota; Metazoa; Chordata; Mammalia; Chiroptera; Vespertilionidae
Gene: COL6A5
Product: collagen type VI alpha 5 chain
Exons: 40
Coding region: 1-7827 (2608 amino acids)
Biological process (GO): extracellular matrix organization
Molecular function (GO): extracellular matrix structural constituent conferring tensile strength
Source: RefSeq, a predicted model, not a curated record